AUGUCGUCCCGGCCAUCAGCAAGCGUCUCUCCGAGAAGAAGACCACUUCAUGAACGCACUCCAUCACAGACAAACUCGGGCGAGGUCUCGCCCGGCCGAAGAGGGAAAAGAAGAGACGAGAUUGAUUUUUAUUCCUCCACACCAUAUCCCACCAAACCAGCUCAGGUCCUCUUACCGUGUCCUGGGAUUGGUCAAGAUUAUGCGCUUCACGGCGCUUAUGGGGUUUCAGAUGUAUCUUUAAUCUCGACUGAAACAGAUCAUACGGCAACGGGGCCAAUUAAUGUUGUGGAUCAUGAGGUGGAGCAGCGACAUCGCGAUGUUAGUGUAACCAGCAAUACGUGGGAUUUUUCGUCGUCGGUGGAUUUGGCGCAUUCGUCUCAAGUUUGGGAUAAUGAUCCGAAGUCUAGCCAGUCGUCAUUUCCUACGCCAUUGAUACCUUCGGACGAUGAAGCUUUUGGUGGUGAAUAUAAGGAUAAGACGGUAUCUGAAUUCGAAGCCCUCGAAGCAAUCAGCCGACCGAGCCAUGAGGAUGGGUUAUAUAGCAGCUAUAUUUCUGACCCAUCUGACAUUUUAAGACAAGACGACGACCACGCCACUGAUGAAGAUGAGGAUACAAUUCCCCUACCACGACCUCAUAGGACUUCAAUCAAGCCUGUACUACCAGGCAGCUCAUCUCCAAAUGCGCCAGCCGAAGACUAUUCAUCGUCUACAGAGAACUUUGUCACCUAUGACCACACAUCAAGCCCUAACGUGGUGCCGAUUGGUGCGCCCUCGAGUCCGAAUUUCGUCUCACUAGGAAGCUCAAGUCCAAACCUAGUCGCGUACGGAAGCUCGUCACCAGUGGCUGGUGGAAUGACCAAACGCUCGGACUCAACAUCCUCAUCUUCUAAUUCUUUGGGCACAGUCAUCCACCACACAUACAAUAAUGCCACGGGCUGGCCGCCUUUGUCGGAAGGGGUUUCAUCACAACCUGCAUCAUUCACCUCGAGUCCACCCGAGCAGCUUCUUCGAGGGUAUCAGUCAGCUUCAUCCUUGGCACUGUCCAGCGGCGAAACAAAUUUAUCGCGACCCAGAACUACGUCUACAGGCAGUGGGCUGUCUGAAAAAUCGCUGACUGAUACGGCGUCGGCGUUAAUUCAAUAUCCUCAAAUUCGUACUCCAUCAUAUGCAAGCUCUUAUGCUGAAUCCGUGGCAUCACAAAUCCGACGUCCAGCACGAGCCAUGUCAGACCGUUCAGUCACACGAUGGAACCCGACCCUGUCGACAGUUCCUGCUCAAUCUGUGGCAGACACUCCUGUAGGUGACAGCGAGAAGAAACAAGGUCUCGGAUUAAUGAACCCUGGCAAAUCUGCAUCUACAAUCUGGCCCGUCGAGGAAAACGAUGAACAUCUCGACAGUCUAUCAAACUUGCCACGAUCAACACUACGCCACAUUCCAUCCUCGCUCAUCGGCACAGAAUCACGACCGGGGUCUAGUUCGAGUAUGAAUGGCUUUUUAAAUGUUCUCCCCAACUGGGUUCGAUUAUACUAUCGCGGCAAUAACGGACAACUUGUUCAAACUAAUGCCAUGUCGAUAUUUGAGUCUAGUCGCCCUUCAACCGCGGCCUCUCGACCGCCGACUCCUCAUAAAUAUAUCAGCCAGAAUCCAAAUCCUACAGGAGGUGUUUCUCGUCCGCGAAAUCGUCCUUCGAAUGAGAAAAUAGUCCCGGCUCCUCUGCGGCUAGUGUCUGAUCACCCAGCUGAUCCGCGCAGUCACUGGAAACCAACCCCAGAGGAACAAAGACAGAAAGAACGAGAACAAAUCGAGCAAUCGACCGAAGCUGCCGCCGCAGACUACUCUGCUCGCCGCCCCUUCGCAAAGGCAUCUUCACCGCACCUGCAUCCAGACAAAUGCCACCCCAACCCUCGCUAUACUUGGGUAGCACCAUCCCUCGACUCACGACAAGAACCAACCUUGGGAUUACGUAACGUUCAAAAAUACGCAUUCUGUCUCGGAUUCGCGUUUCCACUAAUCUGGCUCAUUGCUGCGUUCCUACCUCUUCCUCCACAGCCAAGUCCCAUGGACGAAGAGCAGAAUGUGGUGGUGGUGGCUCAACCUGGCGCCCAGUACAGGAUUGAGCAGUACGAGAAGAAACGAUAUUAUAAUGCGCGGUGGUGGAGGAAUGUGAAUCGGGUGAUGAUACCCGUAGGUAUUGCUAUUAUGACCACCAUUAUUGUCCUAGCAACCGUUGGCACGACAAUUGGCUUCUAG
Molecule: messenger RNA, 2250 nt
Organism: Talaromyces marneffei
Lineage: Eukaryota; Fungi; Ascomycota; Eurotiomycetes; Eurotiales; Trichocomaceae
Exons: 2
Coding region: 1-2250 (749 amino acids)
Source: RefSeq, a predicted model, not a curated record